Messenger RNA from Aspergillus alliaceus, 1704 nucleotides. Its product is annotated as class I adenylate-forming enzyme family protein. Gene Ontology annotation, molecular function: medium-chain fatty acid-CoA ligase activity. The coding region runs from base 1 to 1704 and encodes 567 amino acids. Gene Ontology annotation, biological process: fatty acid metabolic process. The transcript is spliced from 5 exons. The record is from RefSeq and is a predicted model, not a curated record. NCBI's taxonomy places the organism in Eukaryota, Fungi, Ascomycota, Eurotiomycetes, Eurotiales, Aspergillaceae.
AUGAGUUCGACAGAAAUCCGCGCGUGCGCCAAAGGGCUCCCCAAUGACCCGGUAUUCACAAAUCUCGUCUACCGUGCCACGAGCGCAAACAAGGUCAUAAUUCGCGAUCCCCUCCAGAACAUCGAGGCCGACUAUGCCCAGUUUCUCCGAGACAUCAUCCACGUCCGUCUGGAGAUAUCUGGUAUCUUACCCCCGGAGAUUUUGGACGACCACGGUAUGAUUAAAAAUGACGACGUGUAUAUCCUACUCUUAGCUCCAUCGAGCUACCAGUACCUUGUGGCACUUUUCGCCAUACUGGCUAUUGGCGGGGCGGCUGUUUUAUUGCCGCCUGAUAUUCUCCCGGAAGAAAUCGCAACCCUAGCCUCUAAAUGCAACCCACGCGCAGUUGCGUUUACACCGGAACAUCAAGUGCUCGCCAAAGAGCUCCGUCACCACGCAAAGGAAAUGUUCGGCCUGGAGAUUCUUCCCAUCCCCGUGACGUUGGGAGAAGGUGGCAAUAACGAUAGCUUCAACCGUAUGACAGUCGAAAGCAGCACCCGUUUCCCUGCCGAGCGCCCUGCACUGGUCCAAUUCACGUCUGGUUCAACUGGUUCUCCAAAGGGUGUUGUCCACCCCCGGAAAUUCUUCUACCACCUGGUUGAAGUCUACUUCGGCUGCCCAAUGAAUGAGGCCAAUGGUCUGCAACAUAUCCUAGGUCCUGAUGCAGUCUAUCUCUCUUACCGAGCGUUCCAUUGGGGGGGCGGUAUCAGAAACGCAAUGGCGGCGAUUUUGGCUGGCGUUUGCACCGAGAUCUAUAACCAUGAUGCUACUGCGUUGGGGGUCUGGGAACGACUAAAAAGGGGGGACGUCAGAUUUUUCAUUGGCUGGGCUUCGAUGUGGACGUGGAUGAAGCGGGUUUAUGAGAAUGACCUUGCUGUCCUACCACAGGCAGAGGUAGAGGAGUACUUAAAUGGUGCCAGGGGGCUGCGGUUGGCAAAGUCGGAUUCGAACCUGCUCAUGCCUUCCGUACAGAGGUUCUGGAGUAACCUAGGUGUGUCCAUUGGAGUUAAUUAUGCGGCUACAGAGACGAGUAUCAGUAUUGGAAAAUCCUGUCUAUCUGAUGACGGGUCCGAUGACAGAAGUAUAGGAGUUCCCCUGAACGGAGUGUCCAUCAAGCUCUCAGAAGGGGACCAUGGCGAGAUUCGUGUGAAAACACCGCUUAUAUUUUCUCAAUACAUCGGGGAACCCGAGGCAACACUCGACGUGUUCGACGAGGAAGGCUAUUACAAGUCUGGUGACCUAGGACGUUUUGACGGCAAGCAGUAUAUCAUCGAUGGCCGCGUAUCACAAGACUUUAUCGUUCUCACAAAGCUCAGAGUUCCCAGAGUGGAUGUUGAAACAAGCCUCAUGGCUCUACCCAAUGUCACUGAAGCCUACGUGAUUGGUGUCCCGGAUUCAGCAACUGUAAAUCGCGUCGCCGCACUAAUCCGUGUCAAAGAAGGGAAAUCUCUUACCCUCGGAACCCUGAGAGCGGAGCUGGCGGCGGUACUCGCGGAACAUAAGCUGCCGAGUCUUCUCCGGCAGUUAGAUGUCGAAACGGAUGUGCCAAAAACGCAUUCGGGGAAAUUUGAUAUGAAAAAGGCCCGUAGCAUGUUUUUCCCCCAGUUAGUGGAGGGAGAUAACGGGAGCCUUCCGUGUGAGGUGGAAGUGUGGGAUUUUAACUAA